AUGAAUUCUAUAGGACAAACGACACAGCUACCUAAUUAUUCCUGUAGCGAAAAUAAUGUUUCUAUUCAGUUUACAUUGUCUUCAUCAUCUCAUUCAGCAUGGAAUCAAUCAUCAAAUUGUUCUUUACAACAAUGUAAUAUAAGCUUGAGUAGUAAUAAUAAUUGUCGUUCAUCAUCAACACCUUGUUUUGAUUAUCGAACAAUAAAUAAUAUCAGUUAUUGUGCACCUGGUAUUUUAUGUUCAAUAUUAGAAACAUGUAAUAAUAUUACACAAACAUGUUCAUCAAAUAGUUCAGUGUGCGUUAUUAAUUCAUGUUGUUCAUCACAAGCACUAUGUUUACCACUCUUAGCAACACAAACGUGUGAAAGAGGUUGGUUUUAUACUGGUAAUAUGACUAAUACACGAGUUGCACACACAGCAUCUGUAUUGUCAAAUGGAAAAAUAUUAGUUAGUGGUGGAAUAGGGAUUGGUUAUAAUAGUGCUGAGCUGUAUGAUCCAUCAACAGGUACUUGGACAACUACUGGCAACAUGACUAAUGCACGAGAUUUGCACACAGCAUCUGUAUUAUCAAAUGGAAAAGUACUGGUUACUGGUGGAUGGACUGGUUCUGGUAUUUCGAAUACUGCUGAACUGUAUGAUCUAUCAACAGGUUCUUGGGCAGCUAUUAGUACCAUGACUACUGAACGAGAAUAUCACACAGCAUCUGUAUUAUCAAAUGGAAAAGUAUUGAUUACUGGUGGCUCAGGCAAUGAUUAUUUAAAUAGUGCUGAGCUGUAUGAUCCAUCAGCAGGUACUUGGACAACUACUGGUAACAUGAGUAAUGCACGAUAUUCUCAUACAGCAUCUGUGUUACGAAAUGGAAAAGUGUUAGUUGCUGGUGGAGAGAGUGAUGGUGUUAAUUAUUUAAAUACUGCUGAACUGUAUGAUCCAUCAACAGGUACUUGGACAAGUACUAGUAACAUGACCAAUGCACGAUACUGGCACACAGCAUCUGUAUUAUCAAAUGGAAAAGUAUUAAUCGCUGGGGGAUGGAAUGGUAGUAUUAUUUAUGAUAGUGCUGAACUAUAUGAUCCAUCAACAGGUAUUUGGAUAACUACUGGUAGCAUGAAUAAUGCACGACAAUAUCACACAUCAUCUGUAUUAUCAAAUGGAAAAGUAUUAGUUGCUGGUGGAUAUAAUAAUAAUGGUUAUUUAAAUAGUUCUGAAUUGUAUGAUCCGUCAACAGGUAUUUGGACAACUACUGGUAGCAUGAAUAAUGCACGGCAAUAUCAUACAGCAUCUGUAUUAUCAAAUGGAAAAGUAUUAGUUACUGGUGGUUAUAAUGGCGAUCCUUCUUUUAUAAAUAGUGCAGAAUUAUAUUAG
Adineta steineri is the source of this 1362-nucleotide messenger RNA. The record is from the annotation of a GenBank genome assembly. Lineage: Eukaryota; Metazoa; Rotifera; Eurotatoria; Adinetida; Adinetidae.